UUAGGGUUUAAGGAGGGUGGGGGCGGGGGCGAGGGCGAUGCGGGAGGGAGCGAGCGGUCUGCAUCGAACAUCUCCAACUCCAUCUCCAAACUUUUUGAACGACUCCAUGUCCAUGUCCCUCAGGCUCUCCUCCUUCCCACCUGCACUUUGGAGACUCCAACCUCCUCCUCCUCCUCCUCUUCCUCCUCCAGUAGUCUCGGACACCGCCGCCGCCGCCGCCGCCAUCCCGCUCUCCUCUGCCCGCUCGAGAACCAGACGCUUCCGUUGCCUCCUCCCGUCUUCCCUCACCACCCAGAAUCGUGCUCCCAAGCUCCCUCCCCUCCUCUCGAGCCCGGGCGAUGUGCCCUCCCCUGAACAAGAUGCAGAAGAUGAAGAAGGAGAAGAAGAAGGAGAAGAAGACUGCGCUUCCUCCGCGCGCGACGCCUUGUCCCGCCUCCUCCAUCUCGAAUUCGGUCUCUCCUCGGACGACGCCUCGAGGGUCGCUUCCAAUGCCCCCGAUUACAUCCGCUCCUUGAUCGACGGGGUCCGGGAGCUGGACGAGCUCUCCCUCUGGGAUUCUUCCUGGAAGUCCACGCCCCUCCUCGUCUCCUCCGCCUCCGCCGUCGCCGGUUUCCAGGAGAAGGUGGUGUUCUUGGCCAAGCAAAGAGGUGACCGGGGCAAGGUCGCUUUCCUCGAGAGCAUCGGCCUCCCCCUCUCCUCUGCCCUCUCCGUCGCUCGCUCCGUCUCCUCCAACUCCCUCCCCUCCCUCCUUCGCAAGGUUAAAGUGUUGAAGGAAAUCUUAUUUUCUAGCAGUGAUGUAGAAGUCUUGCUUGGGAAAAAUGCUCGUCGAAUGAUGAUGCACUUAUCAAUUCCUGUGGAUGAAGAUGUGCAGCUAACCUUAUCUUUCUUCGAAAAGAUUGAAGCAAGACGUGGGGGUCUAGACAUGUUGGGCAACAAAGAUGCCUCUUUUCUAUAUCUGGUUGAAUCAUUUCCGCACCUUCUCUCAUUGCCGGUAGAAUCCCAUGUAAAGCCUCUGGUACAAUUUUUUGAAAGUAAUGGCAUUCCUCGUGGACAAGUACGGAAUAUUAUUCUUCUCUUCCCACCGAUCAUCUUCAACAAGGUUGAUGACAUCAGCAAGAAGGUUCUGGUGUUUCAGAAGAUUCUGGCAGAUAGUCAUGAUAUUGGGAGAAUGCUUCUGAAAUAUCCAUGGAUGCUUUCCACGAGCAUCCAGGUGAAUUACGAGGCAAUCCUUUUGUUCUUUCACAUGGAAAAGGUACCAGAACCAAGCAGUCACCGUGCAAUUAGAUACUUGCCUCAUAUUAUGGGGUGUUCAACUAGCAAGCUAAAGCUGAUGGUGGAAUCAUUGGGUGAGCUAUCUGUUCGAAAUAAGAAAAUGGGUAAGGUCAUUGCUAAAAGUCCUCAGCUACUACUACGGAAGCCUGAAGAAUUUUUCCAGGUGGUUUCUUUACUCGAAAAUCUUGGAUUUGAUAGGGAGACAGUGGGGAAGAUUGUUCUUCGCUGUCCUGAAAUUUUUGCUGCUAGUAUAGAGAAAACUCUAAACAAGAAGCUUGGGUUCCUUAAAAGCAUGGGCAUUUCCAAUGAUCACCUUCCACGGGUUAUAAAGAAAUAUCCGGAGGUUCUUGUGUCCGAUGUUGACCGCACUUUAAUCCCUCGGAUAAACUAUCUGAUGGAGAUAGGGCUUACAAAGCGAGAGAUUGCCUUCAUGGUGCGUAGGUUCUCGCCAUUGUUGGGUUACAGUAUUGAGGAGGUGUUCAUACCGAAGCUGGAAUUUCUAGUGAAGACAAUGGAGAAGCCUCUGAAGGAGAUUGUGGACUACCCAAGGUACUUCAGCUAUUCACUGGAGAAGAAGAUAAAGCCUAGGUAUUGGGUGUUAAAGGGUAGGAAAGUAGAGUGUAGCUUGAAAGAUAUGUUGAGCAAAAAUGACGAGGAAUUCGCUGCCGAAUUUUUGGAUAUCGAAAGGAUGCCUGUUCCCCCUGCCCCUUCUCAUCUUUGAAAUGCCCCGUGAAAGCCGUUGUAACAUAGAAAGCCGGGGUGUUGUAUAUACAUAUAAAGAAAGUGCAGUUAAAAGGAAAAAAAAAAAAAAUUAGUGAGUUGGGUUUUCCUAAA
Molecule: messenger RNA, 2106 nt
Organism: Eucalyptus grandis
Lineage: Eukaryota; Viridiplantae; Streptophyta; Magnoliopsida; Myrtales; Myrtaceae
Exons: 7
Coding region: 38-1993 (651 amino acids)
Biological process (GO): regulation of DNA-templated transcription
Molecular function (GO): double-stranded DNA binding
Source: RefSeq, a predicted model, not a curated record